UUCGUCCCACCUACAGACAUUUGGCGGCAAAUUGCGACAUUGUUUUUCACGGGAUACUCGGAAACGGGAGAGACGGGUUAGGUUGGAAAGGAAAGGCUUCCAAAUAAAUGUUACCAUGAUCAAAGGUUGGAUUUCUUCUGUUGCAUCUAAACUAUCCAAGGCUAUAGGUGGUGCACAAGAUGCUGAUACCGAGAACCAAGGAGAUGGGAACAUGGCAUCAGAGGUUGAGCACAUGGAAGAGGGGGAGAUAGCAGAGGAGGACAUUGAUAGUCAGAGAGGCCCAGCAGAGGAGGACAUUGAUAGUCAGAGAGGCCCAGCAGAGGAGGACAUUGAUAGUCAGAGAGGCCCAGCAGAGGACGACAUCGAUAAUCAGAGAGGCCCAGCAGAGGAGGACAUUGAUAGUCAGAGAGGCCCAGCAGAGGAGGACAUCGAUAAUCAGAGAAGCCCAGCAGAGGAGGACAUCGAUAAUCAGAGAGGCCCAGCAGAGGAGGACAUUGAUAGUCAGAGAGGCCCAGCAGAGGAGGACAUUGAUAAUCAGAGAGGCCCAGCAGAGGAGGCAUUGGACAGUAGAAAUGUACAACCUGUCCCACAAAACAGUGAGGAUGUCCAUCUUGAGGAAGUAAAGUAUCCAGUAGAGGACCAAUGUACAGGCUCAAGCAUCAUAGUGAAAGAAAAGAAGAAAGAAAAGAAGAAAGACAAGAAGAAAGACAAGAAACCAAAGGGAAUGGACGACUCAUUUAUGCCGUUGUUCUCGUACCCUAGAAAACCUGUCACUUAUGUGCAAAGUCCUAUUAGAGCCACCCCAUUCGAAUCUUGUGGAAAAUAUGAAGAUGAGGAGGUGACAGAUUCAUUAGGCAAUAAAGUAAUACGAAAAAAACUUGCAAAAAAAAGUACUACUAGAGAACAGGCAUUGGCCAAGUUGAGAUCUUUAAUUCCAGACCAUAGAUGGAAAGAAUUAACUAACACCGAAAAGUCAGACAACAAAGUCGCAGGGAUUGUAGUUUCCGAGGAAAUUGAACAACAAUCUGAGCAAGUUUUAUCAGAAGUGAAAAACAAAACAGAAACUGAAGUUCAGGAGGCCAGUAUGAUUAUUUCUGAGGAGGAUACUUUUUUAAAUUCGGCAGAUGUUACAUUGAAAGAGUCACAGGCUGGAGGGGAUGAUGGGAAAAAAGAAAUCUCCUGUGAGCAAGAGAGAUAUGGGAUUAAAGUUUCUGAGAUAGAAGAGGAGGAGAAUAAUGAAGAAGGAGCUGCUUCUCAUCCCUCUGUUACAACUACAGAUGCAGAUGUCGUUCCCAUUGGGGAAGGCAGGAACUAUCUAGAGUUUGUUCUCCAGAAAACAGCUGAAGGGGAGGUAGUACCAGCCAAAUAUCUCAUUUAUAGACUGGGCAUGCUUAAGUUGGAUCCGAAAAUUGUGGAGUCAGCCAUACUAGACCAGUAUAACAUUGCUGUCAAAAAAAAGUUUGCGGUUUGGAUAGAGCACUGCAGAUAUCAUGCUGAACUUCUGUAUUCUCCAACAUGGAUAGCUGAAAACAUGCCUAAACUUAAUAUGACUGAAAAAGAAAAGGAAAUGGAAAAGAGGAAGCUGGAGAGGAGAAGUAAAAGGAAGGCCAAGCAAUGGGCGAAAGAGACCAAUGAGAUGUGUCGUGACAUCAGAUUACGGAAUGAGCAUCGUCCAAUCCUAAGUUUAUCGAGGUUUGAUCCUGAAACCAGAAAAGUCGUUGUAUAUAAACAUGUUUAUGUAGAUGAGUAUGAGGAGACUGAAGAAGCUGAGGAGACUAGUAAUUUUCUUAGUGCUGAAAGUGGUGAGGGCAGUGAGGUUGUUAAAGAUCAAGUUGGAGACAAUGUAACGAUUGGAGAGCUUGGUAAAAAAGUUAAUGUUGAGAAAAGCAAAGGUAAAACACAGGAGUGUGACAUUGCGGAAGAGGAGGAAAGUGAAAAACAAAAUAAUGGUGAAAAAUAUAGUGAUCAGGAACCGAUUGUUCCUCUAAUAAUUAGUGAAAGACUUCCGGAGAUUGGAGAUGGGGACAGAUCUGAAACUGAACCAGAGAAGGGAGAGAGUGAAAAAUCUAGUCUUACGGAUGAUAAUAAUGGAAAACAUAGGAAAAAAUUAUCACCUUGUCAAAAAGGGAAAUCUGUGGAAACCAGUGAAAUUGACAUUUCUGCUGUCGAAACGGAAGACAUGGAGAAAAUUGAAGAGAUUGGAUCCCAUUCUGGAAGAGAGAGGAGAAAGUCUGACGUAUAUGAUAAGAGAAAGGAUCGAGUUGAUGAUAAUGUGUCAAGGGAAUCCAAGAAGCCCAAAACUAAAGAGGAAGCAAUGGAAAAGGACAACGAGUCAGAAGAGAGCAAAAGGGAAUGCAAAGAAGUUCCGAAUGAAGACAAACAUUUGUCCAUUGAUCAGGAAACAUCCUCCAGCAGUCAGAUUUUAACGCAGGAAGUGGACAUCUGUGGAACAGAAAGCAAUCGGGCAAGCACUGAUGCUCUGACUCCUGAAGCAUUGAAAACUGAUUCAAGCAAUGAGGAGCAUCCAUCUGGAUUAACUGAAUUGCCACACUUGACAGAAUUGUCUAAGGACUCAUCUAUAAUUGUUGAAGACAAAAACACAAUGCCAGUUCAUGCACAUGCAAGCCUACCUAAACUCAGUGGCGUGAAGGAAGCAUCAGAUGUAGAAACAGAAAAUCAAGAUCUCUUGCAGCCCAGUACCGAGGAUGUCAUGUUUGAGAAUAAUCCAGAAAACAGGAUUUCUAGUUUGUCCCACUUGUCUGAAACAGAUGCUGGCAGUGAAACCUCAAUCCUGAAAAAUGAUAAGAAAGAAAUGCCAACAUCUGCUUCUCAUUCUUCACUUUUGGAAAGCAAUGUUGCAGUUUCAUCAGGUGAUAGGAAGGAGGAUCCGAAAAUCCUAGAGAAGAGUGGGCAAGAUAACAAAACGCAUAGUACCUACUUAAAUACAGACGUUUGUAAUUUGGCUAGUAAUUUACUAGUAAGCCCAGAUUGUGUAGUGUCACCCAAGUUUGAAGUUCCACCUAACACACCUUCUGAUUUUGUUGAGAUUCCCCAAUCUGCAAAGUUGAUGAACCUUAAUGCAAUGCAAAACAAAGUGAAGUUGGAAAAAGAAGUAGCUGAUUUGUUAUCUGGAAUGACUCUUAAAUUAAGACAUCCUGUUGGGUCAGAUCUGGAAGAAUUCCAUGCUGAAGAAUCCAAAGCAGAUGCUAGCGAUAGUCCUGUAAAGAAAGAAUCUGGUGAUGAAAGUAAAGAUUUACCAAUUCAGUCAGCGGACAGUGCCAUAAUUUCUGCUGACAAUUCCCCAAUUAAUGACAUGUCUGUGAAGGAAUUGGAGAGAAUGGACACUUGUUUGAAGCAUGACCUUGAUGCAGCAGAGGAGGGAAGAUGCAGCCCAGAGGAAUACCUUUGUAUGUUACAACAGGUGCUCCCCAAUGUGACAUCCAUUACAAAGUUGAAAUCAGGUCAGCAAGAGGAAAAGGAUGGUAUUCAGUGUGAUGCUGUGUCAUCUAUCACUAACAGAGAGAGUAGUUCCAUUGUGAGUGAUGGUGCCUGUGCAGAUGUUCAUCAAUCGCCCACAGAAAUUGUCAGUGUAUGUGAUUUGUCUGUGGCAGAGAAUGUGGAAAUUCCUUGCAAAAUGCAUACUGAGGAAGAGAAAAGUGCAUUGAAUACCACUGAGACGAUGAAAGAACACUCUGCCGAGCAUGACUCCUUGUUUACCUCUAAAGAUGAUCUUCCUUUGAAUAAUGAGGCUAUAAAUAGGCCAGAGGAUUCUAGUCAAAGUGGUGGAGUUAGGUUGGUGAAAAGUAUGCAUGAAGAAAAGAAAUCGGAUGAGUUAAGAAGUGAUUCAAAGAUUUCUGAUGAUUUAAAGAAAUGCAACAAUUCUGGGAAAUCCUCAAUUUCAAAAAGCAGUGAGAGCAAUGGGCAGAUUACUAAGCAGAGAUUGUCGAGAACACUUUCCAAGUCAGAGGAAAAACUGAAACAGGCUGUAAAACCUCCCUGGAACAGUAAUACCAAAGUUGAUCAUGGGAAAUCUGGGAAUAUUACCCCUUCGAGAAUUCCCAAAGCCUCCAAAACUAAUUCAACUAGUCAAAUGAAUACCAAACAGACUGAUGAAAUAUCUAAAUCUUCAGGUGAAAAAAAUGAGUGUCUGUCAUUGGAGGGGAAUUUAGAAGUAGUUAACGUUUGUAGGGAUGAACAUGUUUUCAGUUCAGAUAAUGCUGAAAUAAAAAAUGUGGAGAAGGAGAAACCCAGUCAUCUUGCAGAGGACAAGACUAAAGUUACACCAGAGGACAAGACAUCAAAGGACAAGACAACAGAGGACAAAACUACUGAUACAUCAGAGGAUAAGACAACAGUUACAUCAGAGGACAAGACAUCAGAGGACAAGACAACAGUUACAUCAGAAGACAAGACAUCAGAGGACAAGACAACAGUUACAACAGAGGACAAGACAACAGAGGACAAGACUACAGAUACCACAGAGGACAAGACAACAGUUACAUCAGAGGACAAUACAACAGUUACAUCAGAGGACAAUACAUCAGAGGACAAGACAACAGUUACAUCAGAGGACAAGACAACAGAGGACAAGACAACAGUUACAUCAGAGGACAAGACAACAGAUACAUCAGAGGACAAGACAACAGAGGACAAGACAACAGUUACAUCAGAGGACAAGACAACAGAGGACAAGACAACAGUUACAUCAGAGGACAAGACAACAGUUACAUCAGAGGAUAAGACAACAGUUACAUCAGAGGACAAGACAACAGUUACAUCAGAGGACAAGACAACAGAGGACAAGACAACAGUUACAUCAGAGGACAAGACAACAGUUACAUCAGAAGACAAGACAUCAGAGGACAAGACAACAGUUACAACAGAGGACAAGACAACAGAGGACAAGACAUCAGAGGACAAGACAACAGUUGCAUCAGAGGACAAGACAUCAGAGGACAAGACAACAGUUACAUCAGAGGACAAGACAACAGAGGACAAGACUACAGAUACCACAGAGGACAAGACAACAGUUACAUCAGAGGACAAGACAACAGUUACAUCAGAGGACAAGACAACAGUUACAACAGAGGACAAGACAACAGUUACAUCAGAGGACAAGACAACAGAGGACAAGACAACAGUUACAUCAGAGGACAAGACUACAGAUGCCGCAGAGGAUGAGACAUCAGUUACAUCAGAGGACAAGACAACAGAGGACAAGACAACAGUUACAUCAGAGGACAAGACAACAGUUACAUCAGAGGACAAGACAACAGUUACAUCAGAGGACAAGACAUCAGAGGACAAGACAUCAGAGGACAAGACAACGGUUACAUCAGAGGACAAGACAACAGUUACAUCAGAGGACAAAACUACAGAUGCCGCAGAGGAUGAGACAACAGAUACACCAGAGGACAUAUCCAUAAUAGAUAGCUCGAACAGUUCAGAGAAGGGAAAGAAUGUAGAUCAAGUUCAGGGGGUUUUAUCUGAAAUUGAAAAGGAGAGUUGUGAAAUGGAUCAGGUGGAGGGAGCUUGUAAAACUGAGAUGAGUUCUCAAUCCACCCAAGAACAUGAUGAAAGCCUGGAUUCCACUGCUUCAGCAUCACCUAAUCAGAAAUCUCCUAGUAAAUGGAAGGGCAAGAAUCCGAAAAAGGGUAAAGGUCGGCAAAAGAAGCGAUGGUGAAUGCUUUUUUUUUUACAAAAAAAAGAAAACUUUUUUCACUUUCUUCAUAGUUGGUUUUUUUUUUAAAAAUUCGUAUUUUCUUUUUGUCAAUGAUUGUUGAAUUAUGGGGAAAAUUUCAUGCACGUUUUCUGAGUAGAGAGAUUUUUGAUUGCAAUAAAUUGUUUGAGUGUUAUUGCUUUGUCAUACAAGAAACCUCUCAUUUCAUGCACAUUUUCUGAAUAAAGAGAUUUUGAUUACAAUAA
Messenger RNA from Ostrea edulis (European flat oyster), 5925 nucleotides. Its product is annotated as microtubule-associated protein futsch-like. Bases 116 to 5683 code for a protein of 1855 amino acids. The transcript has 8 exons. NCBI's taxonomy places the organism in Eukaryota, Metazoa, Mollusca, Bivalvia, Ostreida, Ostreidae. The record is from RefSeq and is a predicted model, not a curated record.